CUUUCUCAGAAAACCGAAAACUAGAUACCGGUGGAGGUUGAGGACAUAAACGACACCGUUGGCGCCAAUUAUCCUCUCUCACAGUGAGUGGUGGGGAAAAAAGAAACUAUUACUAGGACUAUUUCUUCCCAAAAAAAAGGAGCAAAUGUUGAAUACUUUGGGGGAAAAUGGGUGGCGGUGUGGUGAUGUUUGGCAGCGGAGACGGCGUGGCUGCAAAAUAGUGAGUGGAGUAGAGAGGUGGCAAGUGCUCGAGCAAGUGGACAAGGAAUUGAGCAAAGGCGAUGAGAGGGCUGCUCUCAAUCUCGUCAGGGCCAACCCCGCCGCUCUCCGCUGCUUCGGCGCCGCCCGUCAGAUUCCACAGAGGCUGUAUACUCUAGAUGAGCUGAGAUUGAACGGGAUAGAAACUGCAUCUCUUCUAUCCCCAGUCGACACCACGCUGACCUCAAUUGAAAGGAGCAUUCAAGCCGCUGCUCUUUUGGGGGGGACUGCAGUGUGGAAAUUAUUUGACCUCACCCCUCAGCACAUCUUUUUCAUCUCUCUUGGAUUGCUGUUCCUCUGGACUCUGGAUGCGGUUUCUUUCAACGGCGGGGUCAGUUUCUUGAUUCUGGAUACGCUCGGCCAUUCUUUCAGCCAAAAGUAUCAUAGUAGGGUUGUUCAACACGAGGCGGGCCAUUUCUUGAUUGCGUAUCUGCUCGGGAUCCUGCCAAAGGGCUACACUCUCACCAGCUUGGAAGCUCUCAAGAAGGAAGGAUCCCUUAAUGUUCAAGCAGGGACUGCUUUUGUAGACUUGGAAUUUCUUGAGGAAGUGAACACCGGAAAAGUAUCAGCCAGUACACUCAACACAUUCUCAUGUAUAGCGCUAGCUGGUGUGGCAACAGAGUAUCUGCUGUUCGGUGCAGCAGAAGGCGGUCUCUCAGAUAUCAAUACGUUGGACAGACUACUUGGGAGCCUCGGAUUCACUCAGAAGAAGGCCGAUGCCCAAGUGAGAUGGGCUGUUCUGAACACUAUCUUGCUUCUCCGUCGCCAUGAAAGAACUCGAGCAGUACUAGCAGAAGCCAUGGCUGAGGGAAAAUCUGUUGGCUCAUGUGUUGACAUGAUUGAGAAAUCCAUAGAUAUUGCAGAGCUCUAACCAUGAUUGAGAAAUAUCUGCUAUCUAUUUGAACAAUAUGACUUAUAUGUUUUAUUUUUUGACUAAAAUCCAUUUUUAAUUUUUGGUCCUCAA
Salvia hispanica is the source of this 1222-nucleotide messenger RNA. RefSeq lists its product as uncharacterized. Gene Ontology annotation, molecular function: ATP-dependent peptidase activity; metalloendopeptidase activity; ATP binding. Gene Ontology annotation, biological process: proteolysis. The record is from RefSeq and is a predicted model, not a curated record. NCBI's taxonomy places the organism in Eukaryota, Viridiplantae, Streptophyta, Magnoliopsida, Lamiales, Lamiaceae.